This is a messenger RNA of Camelina sativa (false flax), 665 nucleotides long. NCBI's taxonomy places the organism in Eukaryota, Viridiplantae, Streptophyta, Magnoliopsida, Brassicales, Brassicaceae. The record is from RefSeq and is a predicted model, not a curated record.
AUGGAGAAGACUAACGCUUUGAAUGGUGAAGAAGAAGAAGAAGAUGAGUGUGAAGUAGUUAAAGCUGCUAAAGUAUACCGUGACCUACUCAAAGCAGUGGUGAAACAUAUUGGUAAAGAAGACCACAAGGCUCAUUUCGUAGACUUUGUUAAGCAAGAGUUUAGGAAAAAUGCUGCAAACUCGGAGAAGAUGAACCUUGCCCGCAACUACGCUUUUCUUCUCAAUAGCAUUCAUUCUCACAAGGAUUUGCUGUUCUCAUACAACAUUGCGGUUGAUAGAACUGAAGAGAUGAAACGAGUACUUAAUAAAUCUGCAGCGAGUGUAGGUCUUCGUCUUCCCGAGGUUUACGAGUCAUGAUCAUAUUCACUGCUUUACGCGUUCGUUCCUCUCUUUGUCUUUCCGGGAGAUGAGCCGUUUCUGGUUACUUCACUUCUUCGGACAGAUCUUGGGUAAAUUUUUGAAUAAUUGUGGUACUAGAUGUAGCCAGCCAGAGAGCCUUUCUUCUUUAACCCUCUUGAGUAUUGAAACCCGAUAUGUGUGGGUUACAAUUUUUGUUUGGGUCACAUUUGUUUUGGCAUACAAAUAUGUGUACCAAGAACAUAUUUAUGUUCUUGAUAUGUUGGGAUGAACUCACCAAAGUGAGAGAGCUCAGUAGCAAUUGCAAA